Messenger RNA from Neolamprologus brichardi, 1258 nucleotides. NCBI's taxonomy places the organism in Eukaryota, Metazoa, Chordata, Actinopteri, Cichliformes, Cichlidae. The record is from RefSeq and is a predicted model, not a curated record.
CACUCGUUUCCUUGGUAACAGGAUUAAGUACGCUAGUGAGCAGUUUAGCCGACAUGGACAUCAGGGAGCCGGGUGUUAGCAGAAGGGCAGUGUUCACCUGUGUGCUCGCUUUAUCUUCUCAGAAAUCCGGAGUAGUGGAGACAACAUGGUAAACGUGUUCGAUACGGACGAGGAGCACUUUGCUGUUUCCAGUUCCUCGGCUGCAGACACGGCCUUCGACGGCGUUAUUGGCUGCAUAGAGGACAUCAUCAUGGAGGACGACUUCCAGCAGAUUCAGCAGAUUUUCAUGGAGAAACAUUACCGUGAGUUUGAUGACUCUGAUGAGAACAAGCUCAGCUACACACCCAUCUUUAAUGAAUAUAUCGACCUGCUGGAAAAAUACCUGGAGCAGCAGCUGAUGGAGAGAAUUCCCGGCUUCAGCAUGGACACCUUUAAAGAGUUACUCAUGCAGCACAAGGAGGAAGUGUCAGGUGACAUCUUUGAGAUGUUGCUGACGUUCACUGACUUCAUGGCUUUCAAGGAGAUGUUUCUGCAGUAUAGAGCUGAAAAGGAGGGCCGGUGUCCAGACCUGAGUCGGGGACUGGUGGUCACAUCUCUGAACCUCGGAGGCUCCAAGCAUGCUGACUUUAAUGAAUCUCAGUGAAUCUCUGGAAAAUUGUUCCAGGGCCUUAAUGAAAGUGUUCAAUUCAGUCUUUUAACAUAAAUCUUCUGUCUGUAACGGAUAAUUUAUAUUUGUGUUUCUCUGCGUUUUAUGUAGAGGGAUCAGUGGAAGAGCCUCUGUUUCUGUUUGCCAUGAAAGGUUGAAGGUUUUGCCCACUUUCUGUUAACAAUCACUCGACUGCAUGUGACUGCUUGAAAAGUUAAUAUUUGUUCAACUGCAAUUCAUAUUUUCAUGCUUUCACUCGUGUGCAGUGAUUCUGUUUAGCUCUUACUGGAACUGCCUGUUUGAAACAGGAAGUAGAGUAUUUCUGUCCCUGUGCUGUGAAACAAAUAUGCUUCUUUUUUCAGAAAGUAGUAAAGUAGAACUAAUAUGUUUCAUGGACGUAAAUUAUUUUAACAGUCUUUAAGUUUCGAACUUGUCAAAGUAACGUUUAAUGUAAAAUGAUUGUGUGUGUCUGCAGUUAGUUUUUGGUACAAAUUGUUUUUUACGUGUUUAGAAAUGUUUCAUUUUCCAAGUAUAUUUAUUUCUCCGUUGUUGUUACGAUUGUCUGUAAAAAAACAAAAAAAACAAUAUUUUCAAAUAAGCACAAAAGAAAAA